This is a messenger RNA of Leptomonas pyrrhocoris, 2358 nucleotides long. RefSeq lists its product as hypothetical. Gene Ontology annotation, biological process: mRNA cis splicing, via spliceosome. NCBI's taxonomy places the organism in Eukaryota, Euglenozoa, Kinetoplastea, Trypanosomatida, Trypanosomatidae. Gene Ontology annotation, cellular component: cytoplasm; spliceosomal complex. The coding region runs from base 283 to 2358 and encodes 691 amino acids. Gene Ontology annotation, molecular function: protein binding. The record is from RefSeq and is a predicted model, not a curated record. The transcript has a single exon.
GGUUGACGUAACUCGAAGAGAUAAAAGUAUCCCCUCCAGCUAUUCAACCACACCUGCGUACUAGUGUGCUGCACACGCUCCGAUUUCACGAAAGCUGCGUGCUACCAGAUCUGUCCUCAACUAUUGUUUCUCUUCUCGGACAACAUACACCUCCGCUUAUUUCGUCUUUGCUGCUAAUGGUUCCAACGAAGACAUCUAUUACGUGUAUUGCAUUUUAACUGGUAGUCUUCUUUAGUUUGGUCUCUAGAUUUCCAUCUUUCAAAAAGAAGUUGUGCAAGGCUAAUGAGCUUUAAACGAAGAAGGACGGACGAGGAGGAGGCGUGCGAGGCCCUGGGUGGGCUGCUGCGUCAAACGGCAGCGCGUGCGGUGGAGCGGGUUCGCAUGCAACGCCAACAGCGCGCUGCCGGGGAAAGGGGCAGUCUGGGCGUUGCCGCCCUGUCGUCGUCCGCUGCGGAAGCGGUGGUGCGCACCGCCAAACCGAUGGAUGUGCUGGUCAUCCGCUUCUGCAUGCACUACCUCGACUGCAGUCGCGCAGCCGGUCCCACGCAGUUCCUGCGCCUAGCCCAAAACAUUGUCACAUCCAGUGUAGAGCGCGUCUUCGUGCCGCAGCUGUUUGCGAAAGGCAACGCAUCGCUCCCGGCCCUGUGCGAGUCCCUCGUGGCCGAGCACACCGCCGAGGAAAUUCAGACGGCCGUGAAGGAGAUCAACGAGUUUGUGGAGGCGCGAGGCGCGUUGGGUGCGUGGCUGACGGAGGCAGCGGAGAGGGCCGGACGUAUGGACGACGACGACGACGAUGAUGAGGCCUACGGUGGUGCGUGGGAUAGAUCAGCCAAGGGGCGCGAUGAGCGAUACGGCGGCUUCAAGAGUGAGGAGGAAGAAGUCACGAGUGAGGGCGCCGUGGACGCUGUGGGGACAACAUCCGCUGAGACCGGUGAGGAGCUGGCCGAGCCGCCCUCGCCAACGGAGGAGUUUGCGCUCGCCUCCACGCUCUACAAGGCGUGUGAGUACUGGGUGCGCGUCCAAGCUUUCCUGAACGCACUGUCGUUGCACAGCGCACGUCUGCACGUGUUUAAGAUGCCACCACGCUACGAGAGAGAACUGCUGCUACUGCUUUACAGCGCCACGCGCGGCACCGCCGUCAGCGGCAAGGUAGCAGUUGCCGAAGGCCAACUACCGCCACCGGCAGAAGCAGCGGAUGGUAUCCCCACACGCGACAACGUACCCAACGCAUUCUCUGUGGUCAAAGGCGAAAGCAGCAGCACUGUCAAAAAGGAGCCUGCGCCGGACCCCGAUGACAGGGCGUACGCAGCAGCAGAGAACGGGGUGUAUCGCAGUGACGCGGAUGACGAUAGCACCGAGGAUGACGCGCUGCCCUCGUCGCCGACUCGUCAACCACGCCAGCUGUAUAAAUCCUCCGCGCUGCUAGCCGAUGUGCUGGCACUCUCGCGCUGCCCUGCGCCGACAUCUUCAAAGGACGCGGUGUCCUCUCCAACGGCGACGUCGGCGCCACGCCUGACAGCGGAGGCCAGUCGCCACUUGAGAGGUGUUAACCCGGAGUAUUACAAGAUGGUGUACGCGCGACUGGGCUUGAUGGUGGCUCGCGAUCGCCUCCAUCGCUUUGAUCAGUCCUCCUCGGUGAACCCGCCGGAGCUCAUCGUGCAGCAGCGGAACUUGCAGGAACAGCUUCAACAGCAACAGCUGUCCACUGCAGCCGCCGCGACGGCGUUGCCUGGCCAAAUGGAGGCAGGGCUUCCGACCAGCUAUGUACCUGAUGACGCGUACUACGACAAACUUCUUCAACAGCAAAACGACACCGUCGAGGAGGACGAGGAGGUGUAUAAAGGCGAGGUGAUGGAUUAUUACCUGUCCCACCCGGGUCGCUACUCGUCCUCCGCAACAGCAGCCGCAUCAGCGUCGUCGCGGUCUCGGCAGCACGGCGGUGCUCGCAACAGCGCUGCAAACAACGGGGACGGUGAGGCGCCGCUCAUGAAGCCGCACCGCUUCUGCAAAGUUAAGACAGGGUAUUCGUGGACGCAAUAUAAUCGAACCCAUUACGACAGCCGCACGAACCCGCCCCCACGCACCGAGAUGUGGUACGAAUUCACGCUCUUCUACCCUGCGCUCGCCAACACGAAGCGCGAUAUGCGCCACAUCUUUCGCAUCGAGGACGCACCGGAAGGUCCGAAUGACCAGUACUGUUUGCUGGUCUUCAGCGUGGGUCCGCCGUAUGCGGAUGUCGCCUAUCGUAUCCGCAAAAAGCAGUGGGACACCCGCCGGGGUGGGGUGCGAAUUAGCUUCGACCAAACAGGAAGGUACAAGCUGUUCUUCCGGUUCACGAACAGCAAUUACCGGCGUUAA